Lolium rigidum is the source of this 2429-nucleotide messenger RNA. Its product is annotated as probable methyltransferase PMT17. Gene Ontology annotation, molecular function: methyltransferase activity. The coding region runs from base 222 to 2117 and encodes 631 amino acids. The transcript has 6 exons. NCBI's taxonomy places the organism in Eukaryota, Viridiplantae, Streptophyta, Magnoliopsida, Poales, Poaceae. Gene Ontology annotation, cellular component: cytoplasm; trans-Golgi network; endosome. The record is from RefSeq and is a predicted model, not a curated record.
CAGGGGGGGCUGCUUCUGACAUGUGAGCGUGUUCGGCAUCACGCCACUUCACUCCCUCCCAUCUGCUCGAGUGCUCACCGCCUUCCCCCCCUCGCCAUUGUUGCAGAGCUCGCAUAAAUAGCCCUUGGAGCUUCGACCGGAGACGGAGAGGGUGGUGGUCGCUGCUCCUUCUUCUUCUCGGCUCGGUGCGCUCCUCCUGAGGUGGCUUCUUUACAGGAGCCAUGGCUAAAGAUUACCCCGCAUCACCUAAGGCCCAGCACCUGCAAGAAUCCAAGAAGCAGCGUCUCACCUAUAUUCUCGUGGUGAGCGGCCUCUGCGUUGCCUUCUACGUCCUCGGCGCAUGGCAGAACACCACCAUGCCAAAGCCCAUGGGCGAUUCAGCAAUCAGCCGAGUUGAUUGCGACCCCGUGGCGCAGAAAGAUGGCUCGGUGCCAUCUUUUGGGUCUGCGUCUGAAAAUGCGCUCGAUUUUGAUGCGCACCACCAACUGAAUCUCAGUGACACGGAGGCUGUGGUGCAGCAGUUCCCGGUGUGCUCACUCAAUUUCAGUGAGUACACGCCGUGUGAGGACCGUCCACGAGGUCGGAGGUUUGAUAGGAAUAUGCUGAUAUACCGAGAGAGGCACUGCCCAGAAAAGGAUGAGCAGAUCCGGUGCCUCAUUCCAGCUCCACCAAAGUACAAGAACCCCUUCAAGUGGCCGCAGAGCAGGGACUUUGCUUGGUUUGACAAUAUCCCUCACAAGGAGCUCAGCAUUGAGAAGGCUGUGCAGAACUGGAUCCAAGUGGAGGGAAACAAGUUUCGGUUCCCAGGUGGUGGCACUAUGUUUCCACAUGGUGCUGAUGCGUACAUUGAUGACAUUGCUAAGUUCAUCCCGUUGUCGGAUGGGAAGAUCAGGACGGCAAUUGACACAGGCUGCGGGGUUGCUAGCUGGGGGGCUUACUUGCUGAAGAGGAAUAUAAUUGCAAUGUCAUUUGCACCAAGGGACACGCACGAAGCUCAAGUACAAUUCGCACUGGAGCGCGGUGUCCCUGCCAUCCUUGGUGUGAUGGGGACACAACGAUUACCUUACCCGUCUAGGGCAUUUGAUAUGGCUCAUUGUUCGCGUUGUCUGAUUCCAUGGGGAGGACAUGAUGGACUGUACCUAGCUGAAGUCGAUAGAGUUCUAAGGCCAGGGGGCUACUGGAUUCUCUCUGGCCCUCCAAUCAACUGGAAGACGCACCACAAUGGGUGGCAGAGGACCGAGGAAAACCUGAAGCAAGAGCAAGAUAAGAUUGAGGAUGUUGCGAGGAGCCUUUGCUGGAAUAAGGUGGCUGAGAAGGAGGAUCUCUCCAUCUGGCAGAAGCCUAAGAACCACCUAGAGUGUGCCAACAUCAAAAAGAAGUUCAAGAUACCCCAUAUCUGCAAGAGUGACAAUCCUGAUGCUGCCUGGUACAAGAAGAUGGAAUCCUGUCUUACUCCAUUGCCUGAAGUAAGUAACCAGGGUUCAAUCGCUGGUGGAGAUGUUGAGAAAUGGCCAGAGAGAGCCUUCACAGUCCCCCCAAGGGUUAAGAGGGGUACAAUUCCAGGGAUAGAUGGAAAGAAGUUUGAGGAGGACAAGAAGUUGUGGGAGAAGAGGUUGGCGUACUAUAAACGGACCACACCCAUAGCAGAGGGGAGGUACAGAAAUGUGAUGGACAUGAAUGCGAACUUGGGUGGUUUUGCUGCUUCCUUAAUCAAGUACCCUGUGUGGGUGAUGAACGUUGUUCCAGUUAAUUCAGAUAAAGACACCCUUGGAGCAAUUUAUGAGCGGGGAUUUAUCGGGACGUACCAAGACUGGUGCGAAGCUUUCUCAACGUAUCCGAGAACCUACGACCUUUUGCACGCUGACAAUUUGUUUAGCAUCUACCAGGACAGGUGUGAUAUAACCGACAUCCUCCUGGAGAUGGAUAGGAUACUGAGGCCGGAGGGCACCGCGAUCAUCCGUGACACGGUCGACGUCCUGACCAAGGUCCAGGCCAUCAGCAAGCGGAUGCGGUGGGAGAGCCGCAUCCUGGAUCAUGAGGACGGGCCCUUCAACCCGGAGAAGGUCCUGGUGGCGGUCAAGACAUACUGGACGGCCGACCCAUCAGAGCACAGCUAGCUCUCUGAAACGGCUUCUGGGGUUACCAGCCCUGAUGAUGGUGUCAGAGGUUCGCCAUCUCAGUGUAGUAGUAUGUGACCGGUUGGUCACUCGUUUCUUUCACUUUUUUGCCCAAUUCUUUGUAGUUCCGAUGGAAAUUGAAAAAAUUAAAGGAGCUGGUUGCAGGCAGGGAAGAAGUGCAGAUCUUAUAGGUAUCUAGGUCUUAUGUGGGCAGUUUCAUACAUCGAGCAGAGCAUAGAUGUUUUAGCUUGUAAUAUAUGAUGGCAUCGAGCAGACAUUGUUACUAUAUAUUAAGCUUAACUGGAAUAGGUA